AUGAUGGUGAAGAAAAUGUUGCUAGAAGUUCAAAAGAAAAGACUCAUUAAUCGUAAUAAGAAGAAACUGCUAAAGAAAGUCAUAGACUUUCUCAUUUCUGACUCUUACAUGUUUGCUCCUCUAAUUUCUCAUCCACAUCACGGCUUUGGCUCACCCAUGAAGACAAAAGCUUCUAUUACAGGAGUGGAGGGAAGGAAACCCAUUAAAGGAAACAACAAGAGGUUGCUGAAGAAGGUUGGGGACUAUCUGAAGUCUGACUCUUACAUGUAUGCUCCCCUGCUUGCUUCACCUCCAUCAGCCAGUACUAGUAGCCCUCCUAAAGGGGCAAUGGAGUUAAGCACACAAACCUAA
Messenger RNA from Prunus armeniaca (apricot), 351 nucleotides. The record is from the annotation of a GenBank genome assembly. Lineage: Eukaryota; Viridiplantae; Streptophyta; Magnoliopsida; Rosales; Rosaceae.